Messenger RNA from Galleria mellonella (greater wax moth), 908 nucleotides. Its product is annotated as histone H2B. Bases 320 to 691 code for a protein of 123 amino acids. Gene Ontology annotation, cellular component: nucleosome. The record is from RefSeq and is a predicted model, not a curated record. Lineage: Eukaryota; Metazoa; Arthropoda; Insecta; Lepidoptera; Pyralidae. Gene Ontology annotation, molecular function: DNA binding; protein heterodimerization activity; structural constituent of chromatin. The transcript has a single exon.
UUAAAUAGGCGGGGGGGGGGGGAGGUUUUGCAGUCUAUUGCGGCGGCGCGAUGCGCACGGUCCGCUAUUGGUCGUAGCGCGCGUUACACCCGGUGCGCCCUCGAGCCGACCACGGUCUAUAUAUAUCAAGUAAGUGUGUUCGGAUUAUCGUUCAUUGGUGUUUGUAUCCACUCGUCCGUCGGUCGAUUCUACUGUACGGCACGGUACGCGUCACUUUCGAUUCUCGUUUUGUUUAUUUGCGCAUUUUUUAUAUCUUUUGCGGUUAUUUGUUUAUUUUUUUUUUUUUUCUUCUUCCGUUUUUUUAAAUAUAUAAAUAAUAAUGCCGCCCAAGACCAGCGGAAAGGCAGCAAAGAAGGCCGGUAAGGCCCAGAAGAACAUCGCCAAGGGAGACAAGAAGAAGAAGCGCAAGAGGAAGGAGAGCUACGCCAUUUACAUCUACAAAGUGUUGAAGCAGGUCCACCCCGACACUGGCAUAUCCAGCAAGGCGAUGUCGAUCAUGAACUCCUUCGUGAACGAUAUAUUUGAGCGCAUCGCGGCCGAGGCUAGCCGUCUCGCCCAUUACAACAAGAGGUCCACGAUCACCUCGAGGGAGGUGCAGACAUCCGUGAGACUGCUGCUGCCCGGUGAGCUCGCCAAGCACGCAGUGAGCGAAGGCACCAAGGCGGUCACCAAGUACACCAGCUCCAAGUGAGGAGGUGAUCGCCGCGGUGAUUCUACUCCCCGACGGCGACGACGAGCACGAGCACGUGGACGAGGACGACCUCCAUCAGCAUCACCAUCACCAUCACUUUCUCCAGUGCCACCACCGCCGCCUCCUCGUCUCGUUUAUAGUCGUCGUGCAACGAUCGCUCUCUUUCUCUAUCAAAAUAUAAUAAUAACAAAACAAAGGCCCUUUUCAGGGCCACAGA